Messenger RNA from Eimeria necatrix, 1941 nucleotides. RefSeq lists its product as hypothetical. The transcript is spliced from 3 exons. NCBI's taxonomy places the organism in Eukaryota, Apicomplexa, Conoidasida, Eucoccidiorida, Eimeriidae. The coding region runs from base 1 to 1941 and encodes 646 amino acids. The record is from RefSeq and is a predicted model, not a curated record.
AUGCGGGAAGGGGCAGGGGAGCAGCAUCCCCAGCACAAACAGGCACAGCAGCAGCCACAGCAGCAGCAGCAGCAGCAGCAGCAGCAGCAGCCGCAGCAGCAGCUGCGGCAGCUAGCAGCGGCAAUGGAGUGUCCGGGCACUUACUCGCGUGCAGCAGCUCAAAACACAUCUGAAGAGUACUGGAAAUUCCAGAUAGCAGCAGCAGAAGCAGCAGCAGAAGCAGCAGCAGAAGCAGCAGCAGAAGCAGCAGCAGAAGCAGCAGAAGAAGCAGCAGCAGAAGCAGCAGCAGAAGAGGCAGCAGAAGAGGCAGCAGGAGCAGCAGCAGAAGCAGCAGCAGCAGCAGCAGCCGGAGCAGCAGCAGCAGCAGCAGCAGGUGCAGCGGCAACGGGAGCAGCAGCAAAAGCAGCAACAGACGCUGAAGCAGCAGCAGCAGCAAGUGAGUGCAGGACAGCAGACUCAGAAGCUUCGCCUGCAGCAUCAGCAGCAGCGGAAGAAGCAUGCAGAGUGGGUUUGCAGCAGCAACAGCAGCAGCAGCAACAGCAGCAGCAGCAGAAGCAGCAACAGAAGCAGCAGCAGCAGCAGCAGCAGCACGACCAGGAUGCGCACAGCGCGCGCUUUCCACAUUCCUUAAGUACCCCUUCUGCAGCCAGCGAAGGGAACAUGGCAGCAGCAGCAGCAGCAGCAGCAGCAGCAGCAACAGAACUUGCUGCGCUGCAGCGGCAGCAAAGCGGAUCUGCUGUGUCGGUUUGGCUGUAUGAACGGCUGGCCCUCUUGGAGCAGCAAAUUAGAAAUCAGCAGGAGAUGCAUCAGAAGGAAAUGGCAAACUUGAGAACCAGCCACGAGGUCUCCCUGUCUUUGGCUUUGAGGGGCGCCAGCAGCAAACAAAUAGCAGCACACAUUGCAGCAGCGCAGCAGCUGCUGUGCAGCAACUGCAGCUGCUUGCUGCAGCAGCAACAGCUGCAGCAGCAGCAGCAGCAGCUGCUGCAGCAGCAACAGGAUAGCGGCAGUAGGGGGGAGGGCGCCUCCAGCGACAAAAGCAGUAGCAGCAACGGCGAAGUGGCAGCAGCAGCAGCAGCAGCAGCAAAACAGACGGAGCAAGGAGGUGCAGCGGCAGCAGCGGCACCUCUUGCUGCUGCAGCAACAGCAGCAGCAGCAGCACCUCUUGCUGCAGCAGCAGCACCAGCAGAACCGCCAGCAGCCACAGCUGCAGCAACUUCCGUACACGAAGACACACUGAGGAAACAAGAGCACAGCAGCAGCAGCAGCUGCUGCUGCUGCUGCAGCCAUAGCAGCAAUGCCGCGGUCAGAGAGGGCAGCAACGGCAGCAGCAGCAGCAGGAGUCGGGCAGCAUCUGCUGCAGCAGCAGCAGAUGAAGAGAAAUGCCCCCCUGCAGCAGCGUCGCCCUCACACGCUGCUGCUGCUGCUGCUGCUGCUGCUGCUGCAGCAGAGACAGGCGAGCAGCAGGAGCCCUCUGCCGCCCACCAUGAUGACCCGCGGCAGCAGCAGCAGCAGCAGUUGCAGCAGCACCAGCUCAAGCAGCACGAGCAACAGCAGCAGCAGCAGCAGCAGCAGCUGCUGCAGCAGCAGCAGCAGCAGCAGCAGCAGCAGCAAGGGGAAUGCGCGCUAGACAAGAGAGAGGAACUCGUGCUGCAUGCAGAUUGCUGCUGCUUGCUGCAGCACUUGGCUUCAGUCACUUGCCGCCACUGUGGGGUUGCUGUUAGACCCCUCGCGCUGGGAACUCACCUGCGGCGCUGCUUGCUGCAGCAGCAGCAGCAGCAGCAGCAGCAGCAGCAGCUGAACCCUUUGGCUCUCGCGUUUGCUGCUGAAAGGAGAAUUAAAGAAAAAAGAAAAACAGACAAAAGAGCAGCAGCUUCUUCUCUCAGCAAACAAGCCUUCUGUUCCGGGCUGGCUUUCCAUUGCCCGCAGCAGUCCUUCCGCUGA